Molecule: messenger RNA, 9798 nt
Organism: Conger conger (European conger)
Lineage: Eukaryota; Metazoa; Chordata; Actinopteri; Anguilliformes; Congridae
Gene: apc
Product: APC regulator of WNT signaling pathway
Exons: 16
Coding region: 261-8603 (2780 amino acids)
Biological process (GO): pattern specification process; negative regulation of canonical Wnt signaling pathway; positive regulation of protein catabolic process
Cellular component (GO): cytoplasmic microtubule; catenin complex; beta-catenin destruction complex
Molecular function (GO): beta-catenin binding; gamma-catenin binding; microtubule binding
Source: RefSeq, a predicted model, not a curated record
UCCCCGAUUUGCACUCAUUCAGUCGCCGAAUUGUUUUUGUAUCGGGUGAUAUGGCGUAGCGUUAACGUUAUUACAGUAGGGCGAUCGCCGUUUGGAGUAGAAAAUCGGUGGGUGACACAAAGGAAAAGUUUUCCUAACAGAGUUGGGAAAAGUUCUGCAAGCCGACGAUGGUCCUUUAAAGUUUGAGACGUCUAAACUAUUGUUCUCACGCGGUGAACUACGGAAGAGGGUGGAUGUUUCAGGUCACGAGGUAGUCAAAGAUGGCUGCAGCUUCUUAUGAUCAGCUGCUGAAGCAAGUAGAAGCACUGAAGAUGGAGAACUCCAACCUGCGCCAGGAACUAGAAGACAACUCCAACCACUUGACCAAACUUGAGACCGAGGCCUCCACUAUGAAGGAGGUGCUGAAACAGCUACAAGGAAACGUUGAAGAAGAGUCCAGUGAGUCUUCAGGGCAAAUUGACCUUCUAGAGAGACUUAAAGAGAUGAACCUAGAUCCCGGCAGCUUCCCUGCCGUGAAGAUGAGGCCCAAAGUGCCCAUGCGCUACGACAGCCGUGAGGGCUCUGGAUCGGGGCGGUCCGGAGGCAGCAGCCCCGUCCCCACUGGCUCCUUCCCCAGGAGAGUGGUGGUGAACGGGGGCCGGGAGAGCACCGGCUACCUGGAAGAGCUGGAGAAAGAGAGGUCUUUGCUCUUGGCAGAGCUGGAGAAAGAGGAGAAGGAGAAAGACUGGUACUACGCACAACUCCAGAACCUCACCAAGAGGAUCGACAGCCUUCCUCUGACAGAAAAUUUUUCUCUGCAGACUGACAUGACUCGGCGGCAGCUGGAGUACGAGGCCCGGCAGAUCAGAGCUGCCAUGGAGGAGCAGCUCGGUACCUGCCAGGACAUGGAAAAGAGGGCACAGGCAAGAGUGGCACGGAUUCAGCAGAUUGAGAAGGACAUGCUGCGGAUCCGGCAACAUUUGCAGUCCCAUCCGGGCGAGUCCGAGAAGACGUCACAGAGCAAGCAUGAGACCACUUCCCUCGACGGUGAGCAGUCGAGAGAAGGAACCCCGGUAUCCAGCGAGGCCUGCAUGGCUGCCCCAGGGUGUGGUCAGGGCUCAAUUUCUCAAAUGGACCAUGAGGCAACCAGUGAUAUGAGCUGUGGUAGUAGUUACUCUGUCCCACGCAGACUGACAAGUCACCUGGGGACCAAGGUGGAGAUGGUGUAUUCACUUUUGUCAAUGUUGGGCACUCACGACAAAGACGAUAUGUCCCGCACCCUGCUGGCCAUGUCCAGCUCCCAGGACAGCUGCAUUGCAAUGCGGCAGUCAGGCUGCUUGCCUCUGCUCAUACAGCUGCUCCAUGGUAAUGACAAGGACUCCGUGCUCCUGGGAAACUCACGGGGCAGCAAGGAGGCCCGGGCCCGGGCCAGUGCCGCCCUCCACAACAUCAUCCACUCGCAGCCUGACGACAAGCGCGGGCGCAGGGAAAUCCGCGUGCUGCACCUCCUGGAGCAGAUUCGGGCCUACUGUGAGACCUGCUGGGAUUGGCAGGAAACCCACGAGCGAGGGGUCGACCAAGACAAAAACCCCAUGCCCUCUCCUGUGGAGCACCAGAUCUGCCCUGCCGUUUGUGUGCUAAUGAAGCUGUCCUUUGAUGAGGAACACAGGCAUGCCAUGAAUGAACUAGGUGGUCUCCAGGCAAUAGGAGAACUGCUGCAGGUUGACUGUGAGAUAUACGGGCUGACUAGUGACCACUACAGUGUAACGCUGAGGAGGUAUGCUGGAAUGGCCCUCACAAACCUGACCUUCGGGGAUGUGGCUAAUAAGGCGACUUUAUGUUCAAUGAAAGGCUGCAUGAGGGCAAUGGUGGCUCAGCUGAAAUCAGACAGUGAGGAUUUACAGCAGGUAAUUGCCAGUGUUCUGAGGAACUUGUCCUGGCGUGCAGACGUCAACAGUAAGAAGACGCUACGUGAGGUGGGGAGUGUGAAGGCGCUCAUGGAAUGUGCUCUGGAUGUCAAGAAGGAAUCCACCUUAAAGAGUGUUCUUAGUGCCCUGUGGAACUUGUCAGCACACUGCACUGAAAACAAAGCUGAUAUAUGUGCUGUAGAGGGAGCAUUGGCCUUCUUGGUCAGCACUCUGACAUACCGAAGCCAAACUAACACCCUGGCUAUUAUUGAAAGUGGUGGAGGCAUCUUGCGGAAUGUUUCCAGUCUCAUUGCAACAAAUGAAGAUCACAGGCAAAUAUUAAGAGAGAACAAUUGUCUCCAGACCCUCCUUCAGCACCUGAAGUCUCACAGCUUGACAAUUGUCAGCAAUGCAUGUGGAACUCUCUGGAACCUUUCAGCUCGGAAUACAAAAGACCAGGAAAGCUUGUGGGAAAUGGGAGCCAUUAGCAUGUUGAAGAACCUCAUUCACUCAAAGCACAAAAUGAUAGCAAUGGGCAGUGCAGCAGCUUUAAGGAACCUCAUGGCUAAUAGACCUGCUAAAUUCAAGGAUGCUAACAUCAUGUCCCCAGGGUCCAGUUUACCAUCUCUCCAUGUCAGGAAACAAAAGGCUUUAAUUGAGGAACUAGAUGCACAGCAUCUGUCAGAGACAUUUGACAACAUUGACAAUUUGAGCCCAAAAGCUCAACAUCGGAGCAAGCCAAGACACAAACAGAACAUAUACAGUGAGUAUGUUCUAGAGCCUGGUCGUCACAAUGAUGAUGGUGUCUGUAGGGCAGAGAGCUUUAAUUCAAACAACUUGACUGUCCUCUCUCCUUACGUGAACACUCCAGUGCUCUCUAGCUCAUCCAGAGAAAGUUUCAGGGUUGAAAAAGACCGGAGUCUUGACAGGGACAGGAGAGCUGGGGUACCUGGGGGGUUCCAUCCCUCAGAUGACCCCUCCAAAAGAAUGGGGAAGCAGAUAACAACUGCAGCACAGAUUACCAAGGUAAUGGAAGAAGUGCAAAUCAUGCACAUAAGCCAAGAUGACGGAAAUGGUGGAACAACGCAACAAGGAAAGCAUUGUGCAGAGGAUGAAAUAAGUGGUGUUAGGCGUACUACUGUUGCACACGCUCAUUCAAAUGUGUUUAACUUCAGCAAGACCGAGCACCCUAACAGAAAGUGCCCAAUGCCAAAAAUGGAAUACAGGGCCUCAAAUGACAGUCUGAACAGUGUUAACAGCAAUGAUGGCUAUGGCAAAAGAGGUCAGAUGAAACCCUCAAUUGACUCCUACUCUGAAGAUGAAGGGAAAUGUUGCAUUUAUCGGAAAUAUCCUGCUGAUCUGGCCCACAAAAUACACAGUGCCAAUCAUAUGGAAGAUGAUGAUGGUGAUCUGGAUACACCAAUAAAUUACAGCUUGAAGUACUCUGAUGAACAGCUGAAUUCUGGUCGGCAGAGUCCCAGUCAGAAUGAAAGGUGGGCACGACCUAAACAUCUUGAGGAUGACAUCAAAAGGUCAGAUCAGAAACCUGCACAAUCUCAAAGCCCAGGAUAUCCAAUGUACACCGAAAGCAAUAGUGAUGCUGAGGAAAAACACAAUAAAUACCAACCUAGGUUCGUGCAGCCUGAGCUUUGCGGAGGGUUCAGAUCAAGGAGUUCCAAUUGCUCCGAGCAAAGUCGAGGUAGUUCUAGCCAUGGGACUACUAAAAAUGCUAACCAGACUACGUGCGCUGUUGAGGAUUAUGGUGAUGAAAAGCCAACUAAUUACAGUGAGACAUACUCCGAAGAGGAGCAACAUGAUGAGGACCGGCCAACAAAUUACAGCAUCAAAUACAGUGAGGAACACCAUGUCGAACAGCCUAUUGACUACAGCUUGAAAUAUUCUGAAAGCCCUGCGAAAAAGGCCAUGUUCAGCCAUUCAAAGUCACCUUCUAAAACUUCUGCAAAAGAUCAUCUGAACCAGAUUGGUGCCACACCUUCCAUAACCUCACAAAAGAGUUCCAAUAGACAAAAGCAGCUUCAACCAGCAUCAGCUCAGAGACAGUCCGGGCCAACUGGGAUGCUCCCGAAGACAUCGACAUGUAAGGCUCCUUCCAUUAAUCAAGAAACACUACAGACAUACUGUGUUGAAGGCACACCAAUCUGCUUCUCUCGAGGCAGUUCCUUAUCCUCUUUAUCGUCUGAGGAAGAUGAAAUUGAAGGCUGUGAUCAAUCCAUAAACACUGUAAAUAACUAUCCAACUCUGCCAAUUUGUGAUAAAGAGUCUACUGACACUGUUGCAAAUCAGCGCAUGAAUAAGAACCAGACAAAUACUCAGUACAUUCGAAUGAAGCCACAGAGAAACCAGGGUUCCAUUGCAGAUUGUUCAAGACACAAAGCUGUUGAAUUUUCAUCUGGUGCCAAAUCCCCAUCCAAAAGUGGUGCACAGACUCCUAAAAGUCCUCCAGAACAUUAUGUCCAAGAGACACCUCUCAUGUUCAGCAGAUGCACAUCAGUGAGCUCCCUUGACAGUUUUGAGAGUCACUCCAUUGCAAGUUCAGUACAGAGUGAACCGUUUAGUGGUAUGGUCAGUGGAAUCAUUAGUCCAAGUGACCUUCCCGACAGCCCUGGGCAAACAAUGCCUCCAAGCAGAAGCAAAACUCCACCACCUCCACUUCAAUCCCAAAUGAAGCAUAAAACAAAGGUGCUGCCUCACAAUGAAAAGAGAGCCUUGGCACCAAGACAUUCAGAUGUGAAUUCUGCUGUUCAGAAGGUCCAAGUACUUCCAGAUAAUGACACACUGUUACAUUUUGCCACUGAAAGUACCCCCGAUGGAUUCUCUUGUGCUUCAAGCUUAAGUGCACUCAGCCUUGAUGAACCUUUCAUUCCAAAAGAUAUCGAGCUUCAAGUUAUGCCACCAGUUCAAGAAGAUGAUCUUGGAAAUGAGGGUGAGCCUGAGAAAGAUGACACUAAUGAAAUCAAGAGUCAAGAAUUGACCAAGUUAUCCAGUGAUCCAGAAAAAGACAUACUAGAUGAUUCUGAUGAUGAUGAUAAUGAAAUACUAGAAGCCUGCAUAAACUCCGCUAUGCCUACAAAGUCCUCUAGAAAACCAAAAAAGUCUCCUUCGUCCAUUUCACGAAUACCUCCGCCCGUGGCCCGUAAACCUAGUCAGCUUCCUGUUUAUAAAUUGCCUCCUUCACAAAACCGAGGACAGCCCCAGAAACAUGUCAGCUUUACCCAUGGGGAGGACAUGCCAAGAAUAUAUUGUGUUGAGGGAACCCCCAUUAAUUUUUCAACUGCAACGUCUCUCAGUGAUCUUACUAUUGAUUCUCCUCCUAAUGAGUUGGAAAAUGUUGAAAACCUGGCUCCAGGUGCUGAUAACUCUAUUCAAAGGAGGGACACCUUUCCAGAGGGCAAAAGCGCACAAGGCAAGGAUUUGGGGAGAAGUCCCACUGCAAGAAUGUCUGCAUUGGAUGAGAAAAAUGAAGGGGAUGAUAUUCUUGCAGAGUGCAUCAGUUCUGCUAUGCCAAAAGGCAAAACUUACAAGCCUUUUAGAGUGACUAAGAUGACUGACCAAGUGCAGCACCCACCUACAUCUCCCGGUAAUCUUGUCCAACAAGAAAUUGAAAAGAAGAAGCCUACAUCCCCUGUUAAGCCAAUGCCACAAAGCAGUGAAUAUAGAGCAAGGAUGAUUAAGCGGCCAGAGCCUGCAAGUAGUUUUGCCUCUGGGGUAUCCUGCCCUGAUAAAAACAAGGAUGCCAAAAAACGACAACAAAAUGUAUCCAGAAAGGUUUCAGAUAAGCCUCAAAAUAUCAAUGAGAGAGUGCGCCCUGGUUUAACUUUUGAUUCACCCCACCAUUACACACCAAUAGAGGGCACUCCCUAUUGCUUUUCCCGUAACGAUUCCUUAAGCUCAUUAGACUUUGAAGAUGAUGAUCUUGAUUUCUCAAAAGAAAAAGCUGAACUCCGAAAAGAAAAAGACCAUGGGAAAACUCAAACAAAAAGUGGUGGUGGGCAGCCUGUUCAAAACACUGGUGCCAAUAAUGGACAUACAUUCCCGUCGGUUCCUUCAAAACAGCUACAGAAACAAGGAUGUAUGCCACAGGCGCCCAAAGAAAAUGCAGGAGCCAUCACUGACGAGAAGCAAAACUUUUCCAUUGAAGACACACCAGUGUGUUUUUCUAGAAAUUCAUCCCUUAGUUCAUUGAGUGACAUUGACCAAGAAAAUAACAACAAAGACAUCCAUCAGAAAGAAAAUGCAAGUCCUAUGGAAACACCUAAACCUCAAGCCUCUGGUUAUGCCCCAAAGGCCUUUCAUGUUGAGGAUACCCCUGUCUGUUUUUCUAGAAAUAGUUCACUUAGUUCUCUUAGCAUUGAUUCAGAAGAUGAUCUUUUGCAAGAAUGCAUUAGCUCUGCAAUGCCAAAAAAGAAGAAACUUAAAAAUAAAGGAGAUGACAAUGGAAUGGAUGAUGGUAGUAUGGGUGGCAUUUUGGCUGAAGAGCCUGAUCUAAUACAGGAUCUCACUGACACACACAGUCCUAUUUCAGAACAAGCCCUUUCACCGGAUUCAGAAUCUUUUGAUUGGAAGGCUAUUCAAGAAGGUGCCAAUUCUAUAGUGAGUAGUUUGCACCAAGCAGCUGCUAGCCUUUCAAGACAAGGCUCUUCAGAUUCGGAUUCAAUCUUGUCUUUAAAGUCUGGUAUUUCGAUAGGAUCUCCUUUUCAUCUUACUGAGGAUCAAGAAGAAAAUGUAUCUUCCAGAGGGCCCAGAAUAUUGAAGCCAGGGGAAAGGAGCACUUUGGAGUCAAAGAAGAAAGAAGAUGAAGUUAAAAGUCUGAAAGGGGGGAAGAAAGUUUAUAAAAGUCUUAUAACGGGAAAGCCACGGACAAACAUUGACAGUGCCUCUUCUCAGCAGAGGCAAGCUCAAGUUUCCAUGAUCUCUCGUGGAAGGACAGUUACUCAUGUUCCAGGUGUUAGAAGCAGUUCGCCCAGCAUUAGUCCAGUUCCCAAAAAGACACCACCUAGAGGUGCUGCCUCAAAAACUAUGCAAGGGCAAAACUCUUGCAAUUCACCUCGUAACAUGAAAACACCUGUUAAAUCAGAUCCAUGCCCUACAAGUAGGCAGCCAAGUUCUCAAGGAGGAUCAAGCAAAGCCUCUUCUAGAUCUGGCUCAAGAGACUCCACACCUUCUAGACCUGCUCAACAACCUUUAACCAGACCUAUGCAAUCUCCAGGUCGUACCUCAGUUUCACCUGGAAGAAGUGGUAUCAGUCCAUCUAACAAGUUAUCUCAGUUGCCCCGAACAUCUUCACCAAGCGCAUCUUCAACAAAAUCUUCAGGGUCAGGAAGAAUGCCAUACACUUCGACAGGGAGACACUUGGGUCAACAAAAUCCAACUAAGCAAAGUGGUUUGCCAAGAAGUACAAGUGGGAUCCCAAGGAGUGAGUCUGCUUCUAAAGGUCUCAAUCUGUCUGGAGCCACAAGUUCUUCUAAAAGAGCAGAAUUAUCAAGGAUGUCUUCCUCAAAGUCUAGUGGAAGUGAGUCUGACCGUUCAGAGAAACCUGCCUUAGUUCGUCAGUCAACUUUCAUUAAAGAAGCUCCGAGUCCAACACUAAAGAGAAAAUUGGAAGAGUCUGCUUCAUUAGAAUCUUUGUCUCCCUCAUCAAGGCCCUUAUCUCCCAAUCAAUCCCAAUUGCAGACACCAGUGUCAAGUCCAUCUUUGCCAGAUAUGUCAUUAACUUUGCCUGACCAAGGUAACUGCUGGAAGAAGUCCUCUCAAAGUCAAAGUUCUUCUGAAAAUGGGGAUGGGAGGUCUCAAAGAAAACAUGACAUUGCACGGUCUCAUUCUGAAAGCCCGUCCAGACCCCCAGUUAACAGGUCUGGGACAUGGAAACGUGAGAAUAGUAAGAUUUCUUCUUCUCUGCCAAGAGUUGGCACUUGGAAAAGAACAGGGAGCUCCUCAUCCAUCCUUUCAGCUUCUUCAGAGUCAAGUGAAAAAGCAAGAAGUGAAGAUGAGAGGCAAACAUUGAGUCCCCCUGAAAAAACUGUGCACCCCCCUUUAAAGGGAACAUGGCGGAAAGUAAAGGAGAAUGAAAUUGCUCAUGAACCACAGGAUUCAUCCAGUGAUGCAGAUUCAAAACCAGUGCUCCAUCAGAUGAUCCCUGUAAUGUCCAAGACUGAGGAUGUGUGGGUGAGAAUUGAGGACUGUCCUAUAAACAACCCCCGUUCUGGAAAAUCUCCAACAAGCAACACACCCCCAGUCAUUGGCUCUGUGAUUGACAAAGUACCUGCUGCAGAUCUGGAUGUGAAAGAAUCCCAACACAAACAAUCCAAAGUGAAUGAGAAUUGUUUGACAACUGCUUGCACUCUUGUUUCAGAAAACAAUUUGAAUUUGCUCAGAAGUGAGGCUCUUGAUAACAAAGGAGUUGAUGUUAAGCCUGUAUUGAGUAGUCAGAAUACCACUUCAGAGAUUCAUGAAAUUCCAGUUUCUGAACGCACUCCUUUUAGCUCCUCAAAUUCCAGUAAGCAUAGUUCCCCCAGUGGUGCUGUUGCUGCAAGGGUGACCCCUUUCAAUUACAACCCAAGUCCCAGAAAGAGUAGUGCAGACGGCAUCACUGCUCGGCCUUCUCAGAUCCCGACACCUGUGACCAGCAGCUCAAAGAAAAGAGACUCCAAAGGAGAAAGUGCUGAACCCAGUGGAUCAUACAUUGUGACUUCUGUUUGAAGGCCAAUUGGAAAAUCCAGAUGCCUUUAUUGAUUAUCCCACAUUCACUUUUUUAAAAUCACAAAUUUCAACUUCUUUUUCAAAGGAAGAUGAUUAAGGAUAUGAUCACUAAUGUAUACCUUGUUACAACUACAUUGUUGACUGUGGAGAAAAGACAGCAUGUAAAUAUAUAUUUUAUUUUAUAAUUUUUUAGCAUUACUGUCAAAGCCUUAUUUAAGGCACAGUAUCUUUGCUGGUAUAAAUGUGGCUGGCACACUUGGUUAUCAGGAGGAGAUAUGUUUGAAGGUGAUUGUAAGUGUAUUUGUACUGUAUAGAUUGACUAUGUAUGUAUUUAAUUUAAAUCCCUCUUGUGAUCCUGUGUCUUGCUUGACUUGACAAAGAUAAUCACCUAAAUGACAAAUUUGGGAUAUAAGAACACUUAAUUUACUUAACUACUAAUACAUAUGGGGCCAGUUUAACUGACACAGUUUCAGCCUACUGUAGUUUUUGACCAAACAAAAAGUUUAAUAGAGAUUAGAAAUACAAAAAUAUAUUUAAUCCAGGACUAAGCUUAAUCUUUGUCUGUGAAACUGGUCCUUGAUUUUUAAAGAAAUUAUGAAUCUGUAUUAGAUCAUUAGAAUAAAACAAUUUUUAUUGCUGAAAAACAUUUUAAACAUUCCCCUUAAGCUCUUGCAUGAACCAUUUUUGCUGGUUUCUUGAAGUAACAAUGAUAAUUUCUGUGGUCACAUGAUGUUUAUAGGUAGGUGUAGUAUAACAGUUCACACUUAUGUGUGCUGAAAAUAAGGAAUUGAGUGUAACCUCUGAAUCCCUUGAAUGGAGUUAUUUUACUAUGAACAUAGACUUUAUCAUAAGGUAGACUGUUUGCUAAACUGUUAACUUGUAUAUUCUGUUAAUUGGUGUGCGAUGGCUGCUCUUUUAAUGGGUCUCAGAAGGACUAAAUGAACAUUCAUUAAAUUACUGUAGGCUUUAGUGUUGGUCUGAGUUUAAAAAAAGAAAAACUAAUGUUCCAUUUUCCUUUAAUCACGCAUUGUUGUAGCAUAUGAUCAGUCUUGUACUGCCAAAAAUGGAAAUACAGUAUGCCAAUAACUAAGUUCAUGUUUUUUUCAUGAAAUAAAGUGAAUGGAUGGAUAUUUAAGAAAUGUUUCAAACUACAAACUGUAAAGUGGCAUAAUAAACACUAAGACUUUUUGUGCAA